UAAUAUUUACUCAAACGAAAUAACCAACCACCUUGCGUGUUGAAAUGCAACUUCUUCACCUUGCGUGUUGCCAAUGGCAGUGAAUGAUUCACUCACUGGUGCAACAAGAUGGAUAGUGUGGUGAAGAAGUGGUAGUGGUAGUAGUAGUAGCCGUAGCAAGAGGAAUCAGCGUUCCUUUGAUUCCAACAAUGGCCGAUCAAAUCGUGAGGGGACAAGAACUUGCAAGAAAAGCGGAGAACAAGCUAUGCUGUUGUUGCGUGUUCUUUGCUUCCAACAAUGAAGACGCUGCUGAACUGUUCAGAAAAUCUGCUAAUUCCUUCAAACUCGGAAAAUCUUGGGACAAGGCAGGGUCAGUUUUCAUCAGAGCGGCUGAAUGUCACAUGAAGACAGAUAGCAAGUAUGAUGCUGCAAAUGCUUAUGUAGAUGCUGCAAAUUGCUACAAGAAAACAUCCAAAAAAGGAGCUAUUUCAUGCUUAAAUCAAGCAGUGACUAUCUUCGCGGAGAUUGGUAGGCACAUCAUGGCUGCAAAGUAUUGCAAGGAAAUUGGUGAGUUAUAUGAACUCAAUCAAGACAUAGAGCAUGCUAAAUCAUAUUUCGAGAGGGCUGCUGAACUUUAUGAAAUUGAGGAUGCAAAUGCAACAACCUCCGUGAUCCAGUGCAAACUGAAAGUUGCACAAUUUUCUGCUCAACUUCAACAAUAUCAGAAGGCAAUUAAGAUUUAUGAAGAUAUUGCCCAGCAAGCGUUAAACAUUAACUUGCUGAAAUACGGAGUUAGAGGGCAUUUCCUUAAUUCUGGCCUUUGCCAGCUUUGUCAAGGGGAUAUUGUUGCAAUUACCAAUGCCUUGGAACGCUAUCAGGACUUAGAUCCAACAUUCUCCAGAACCCGUGAAUACAAAUUUUUGGCUGAUUUGGCUGCUUCAAUUGAAAAGGAAGAUGUUGCAAAUUUUACUAGAGUUGUGCACGAGUAUCAUACCACAACCCCAUUGGAAUCUUGGAGGUCGGCACUUUUAUCCAGAAUAAAGGAUGCAUUGAAAGUGAAAGAGAUGGAAGAGGAUGAUCUUACAUGAAUCAAUCAAACUGAAUUCUCUCCUGAUGCUACUUCCAAGUUCCAACUUUUUAAAUGGCAGUGGUGUGAGUGUAUAGUUUUUCCCAUCAUUAGAUGAUUUUUCUUACUAUUUGAAGUACAAGGUCAUCUAUGCAUCGCGCUUGUAUAUGCCCAAAAAUUGACAAAAUGUGUUUUCCAAACAUGUUUGAGCUGUAGAAGGGACAAAAUUGAAUCCAUCACGUUAAAGGCUACAAAUAAUACCAUGGUAAUCAUUGUAUGAA
Molecule: messenger RNA, 1326 nt
Organism: Lotus japonicus
Lineage: Eukaryota; Viridiplantae; Streptophyta; Magnoliopsida; Fabales; Fabaceae
Product: alpha-soluble NSF attachment protein 2-like
Exons: 9
Coding region: 189-1067 (292 amino acids)
Biological process (GO): SNARE complex disassembly; intracellular protein transport
Cellular component (GO): SNARE complex; vacuolar membrane
Molecular function (GO): syntaxin binding; soluble NSF attachment protein activity
Source: RefSeq, a predicted model, not a curated record